UUGACUUCUCCCACAUCCAGACCACAGAGCAGCUGCCAAAGGGCUGCGUCGGACAACGCCGACCCCGCGGCCGGGCCAGGAAGGGUGACAGUCCCCCAGCGUGGGAGCCCCCACGGUGACAGGAUGGGUGGCAGGAGGGCAGCAGAUCCAUGAAGAUCCUCGGAUUUUGGGGCUCAGGGCACGGAGCAGAGCUGCCCCGGCUGAGCCAGAGCCCAGAGCGGGAUCGGGGCCGGGAGAGCCUCGCCAGGGCCGGGCUGUGCCGUGGGCUCCCGCAGGACGUGGAUGCUGGAGGACGAUGCCGGGUGCAGCCGGUGGCCGCGCGGUGCUGGCGCUGAUGACGCUGUCCCUCAGCUUCGCAGCCGAGGAGCUGCUGUGCGCCUGCGACGUGCCCCACUGCAGCCAGCCCAACUGCACGGGCAAGGUGUGCUUCGUGAGCAAGAGGAGGGAGGAGGGAGCCAUCACCCAGCACCGCGGCUGCUUCUCCCAGAACGUCCUGGAGCACUGCCACACGCCCGUGACCGAGCAGUACGGCAUGAGGUGCUGCACCUCCCGCAUGUGCAACGCCGAGCUGGAGAUCUUCCUGCAAGGAGAAGAUGCCCUGGUGGAGACGUCUUCCCUCCCCAACCUCCUCCUGAUGAUCUUCAUCCCACUGCUCUCCCUCCUCGUCCUCGUGGCGCUCACGGCCCUCUUCUGCUGGAAGGUGGCCCAGCACCGCCACAAGCACAGCGACUUUGGGGACACGGACCUCAUGCUGAAGGCAUCCAUGAUGGGGGACAGCACCUUAGAGGACCUGCUGAACGAUGACUGCACCACGGGCAGCGGCUCGGGGCUGCCUUUCCUCGUGCAGAGAACGGUGGCUCGGCAGAUCACCCUCAUGGAGUGCGUGGGUAAAGGGCGCUACGGCGAGGUGUGGCGGGGCGUGUGGCAUGGCGAGAGCGUGGCCGUGAAGAUCUUCUCCUCCCGGGAUGAGCAGUCGUGGUUCCGUGAGACAGAGAUCUACAACACCGUCCUGCUCCGCCACGACAACAUCCUGGGCUUCAUCGCCUCUGACAUGACAUCCAGGAACUCCAGCACACAACUCUGGCUCAUCACCCACUACCACGAGAACGGCUCUCUCUACGACUUCCUGCAGAGGACAGCCCUGGACGUGGAGACCUGCCUGGGCCUGGCCUCCUCCAUCAUCUGUGGCCUCGUCCACCUCCACGUGGAGAUUUUCGGCACGCAAGGCAAACCUGCCAUCGCCCACCGCGACCUGAAGAGCAGGAACAUCCUGGUGAAGAGCAACCGGCAGUGCUGCAUCGCGGACCUGGGGCUGGCUGUCAUACACUCCCAGGGCAGCGACUACCUGGACAUCGGCAACAACCCCCGGGUGGGCACCAAGCGCUACAUGGCCCCGGAGGUGCUGAGCGAGCAGAUCCGCACCGACUGCUUCGAGUCCUACAAGAAGACCGACAUCUGGGCGUACGGGCUGGUGCUCUGGGAGAUCACCCGGAGGACGGUGGUGAACGGCAUCGUGGAGGAGUACCGGCCGCCCUUCUUCGACGUCGUGCCCAGCGACCCCAGCUUCGAAGACAUGAAGAAGGUGGUGUGUGUGGACCAGCAGACCCCCGUGAUCCCCAACCGCCUCUUCACCGAUUCGGUUCUGUCGGCGCUGGCCAAGAUCAUGAAGGAGUGCUGGUACCAGAGCCCCUCGGCCCGUCUCACCGCCCUGCGCAUUAAAAAGACCUUGAAGAAGCUGAACAAUUCCCUGGAGAAGCCAAAACUGGAGCAGUGAGCGCCGGGAACGGGACACCGGAGCCACUGUCGGGCUGCACCGGGUUCGGGAUGGCUCCGGUCACAGAGGGGGUUUGGUCAGAGCUCCGGCCUCUCCCACCCCUCCUUCCAGCCGGUAGAAUUUGCAAGCACGGAAAAAAUAGGAAAAAAAAACAACACCAAAGGAGGAAUCUUCCACCCGGCCAUAAAAAUAUCCCCUGGAUCCGUCACCCGACACCGGCGCGUCUCGCUGUCCCGGCGGGGAUGGCAGCUGGUCACCUCGACCAACCCGAGGGGCACCGAGGGCAGAACCACCCUCUGCAGCACCCCCCGGCCCUCGGGGCACCCACCCAGCGCCCUCGGGGCACCCACCCAGCGCCCUCGGGGCACCCACCCAGCGCCCUCGGGGCACCCACCCAGCGCCGGCCGCGGAGCUGCCCGGACCUGCCCGCCCGGCUCUGGCGGCGGCACCGCCGGGGGCUCGGCGGCGCCAGGAAUUCCCCGGCAGAGCUGCGGUGCCCGGCGCGCCUCUGGCUGAAGGAGGGAUGGAUUUCACUGGGAAAGGAUGGUCCGAGGGCAGCAUCCCCCUGGCCAGGCCAUGUCUGCACCCUGGAUUGAGGGGACCCCAAAAAUGAGGAGCUGCUGGCGCCCAGCGUGGCCUGAGCUUUCCAUGUGCCACAGGCAGCUGCCAGGAUGGGGGUCCCAUGGUGAUCCUUCCUUGCCAAGCAUCCCCCGUGCCAAAGAAGUUCUCCUUUGGGUCUUUGCCAAUAUUUUGGUGUUUCCCGAGGUGUUUUGGCUCAGCCGGCUUCAUCCCGCGUCGCUCCCUGCCAUCCCCAAAUCCACCCCAUUCUUGGAGAUGUUUGGACAUGACCAGGAUGGGACGUUCAGCAGAACCAGCUUUGCCACAUAACUAUUUAAUUAUUAAGAUUUAAUAUAUUUAAUAAAGUGUAAAGCUAUUUUAUCA
Messenger RNA from Prinia subflava (tawny-flanked prinia), 2716 nucleotides. It is a transcript of the gene ACVRL1, whose product is annotated as activin A receptor like type 1. Gene Ontology annotation, biological process: protein phosphorylation; cellular response to growth factor stimulus; transforming growth factor beta receptor signaling pathway. Gene Ontology annotation, cellular component: BMP receptor complex; plasma membrane. The record is from RefSeq and is a predicted model, not a curated record. The coding region runs from base 296 to 1774 and encodes 492 amino acids. NCBI's taxonomy places the organism in Eukaryota, Metazoa, Chordata, Aves, Passeriformes, Cisticolidae. The transcript has 10 exons. Gene Ontology annotation, molecular function: ATP binding; transmembrane receptor protein serine/threonine kinase activity.